AGCGUUACAUACACUACAUCUGCAUUCAGUCAUUCAGCUGACACGGUCUUUUUACAGCAUACUCCAAUUGCUGCACAGAGAGGACGUCUUGGGAACAUGCAGAUGUGAACUGCUCUUCUAGACUUUGCAAUUAUAAGUACUUUUUUUUUUUUUUUUUUUAAUCACGGAAACAUCGAAACAUAUCCAAGUAAUGGCAAUCCUGAAUCAGUUUACGACGGUGUGUUGGAAGAAUUUUCAAGGCGACCGGCUGAAUAAGCAGCUGUCCUUCAUUUUACGCUCCUUACACAAGUCUUCAUCCAGCGAGACCUGUGGGAUCUCCGCGGCUGGGGAAGAAGCCAUGCCCGAAAGAUUGAUCACACCUGUAAAUUUCGACAAGAAAGCCACAAUCAAAACUCUGGAGGAGAUGCCUGGACCCAGCACCGUGUCCAACUUGGUCGAGUUUUUCUGGAGAGACGGAUUCAGCAGAAUUCAUAAAAUCCAGAUGGAGCACAGAAAGCUGUAUGGCAAAAUUUUCAAAUCCCGUUUUGGACCCCAGCUGGUGGUCUCAGUGGCGGACCGUGAUCUAGUGGCCGAGGUGCUGAGGGCCGAAGGUGUGGCCCCACAGAGAGCCAACAUGGAGUCGUGGCAGGAGUAUAGGGACAUGAGAGGCCGUUCCACUGGCCUCAUCUCAGCUGAGGGAGACAAAUGGCUGAAGAUGCGGAGUGUGCUCAGACAGCUCAUCAUGCGUCCCAGCGACGUGGCAGAGUUUUCUGAUGAUGUGAACAACGUGGUCGAUGACCUGAUAAAGAGAGUUCGUAUUCUGCGCGCCGAGGAGCCCGAUAGAGCAACUGUCAGCAACGUGAAUGACCUCUUCUUCAAAUACGCCAUGGAAGGUGUGGCCGCCAUUUUAUACGAGUGCCGUCUAGGCUGUUUGGAAAACAAGAUUCCCCAGGAAACUCAAGACUACAUCAAUGCACUUCACCUCAUGUUCAGCUCCUUCAAGACAACCAUGUAUGCUGGGGCGAUCCCCAAGUGGCUCCGACCGAUAAUUCCCAAACCAUGGGAAGAGUUCUGUCUCUCUUGGGAUGGCCUCUUCAAUUUCAGCCGUAUUCACAUUGAUAAGAGGCUCACUGAGAUCAAGUCCCAACUGGAACGAGGAGAGGAAGUGAAGGGAGGACUGCUUACACACUUGCUCAUUAGCAAGAAAAUGAGCAUGGAGGAGAUCUACGCCAACAUGACGGAGAUGCUGCUGGCUGGGGUUGACACGACAUCCUUCACCCUUUCAUGGGCCAGCUACCUGUUAGCACGACACCCUCACAUGCAGCAGCAAAUCUAUACAGAGGUGAUGAGUACUCUGGGACCUGGAACAGUCGCCACAGCUGACGAUGUCCCUCGCUUACCUCUCAUCAGAGGACUGGUCAAAGAGACUCUCAGGCUUUUUCCAGUUCUUCCAGGCAAUGGACGGAUUACCCAGAAUGACUUGGUGGUGGGUGGAUACUUCAUUCCCAAAGGGACUCAGCUGGCCCUGUGUCACUACUCCACAUCUUUAGAUGAAGAAAACUUCCCAGAAGCUUUAGAUUUCCGACCGGAUCGCUGGAUACGGAAAGAUGCCACAGAUCGUGUUGACAACUUUGGUUCACUUCCCUUUGGUUAUGGCAUCAGGAGCUGCAUUGGCAGGAGAAUAGCAGAGUUGGAGAUGCAUCUAGCUCUCGCAAGGCUCAUUCAAAAGUUCCACAUUGGCGUGUCUUCUGUCACUGCUGAUGUCGAGGCCAAAACCCACGGCCUGCUCUGCCCUGCUGCUCCCAUCAACCUGCAGUUUACUGACAGGGAAAACUAGAUGCAGACUCCUCUCCAUUGGGUCUACUGUGCGGUAUAUAUUUAAACUGCUGAUUCAACUCUGUAAUCUACAGCAACUUUACAGAUAUAAUUUCUUAAUACAAAAUUUAAUACACUAAAUAAGCAGGAAUUACACUAGAAACAAUAGCCUAAUCUAAUCUCUUUGACAAUGAGCAGCUGCUCAACUGACAGCUCUAGGUCUACUCACUUUUCCUUAUUCAUUUAAUGUUGCCAUAUAUAAUACAGACUGUAAACUAAAUUUAUUUUGUGUAAUUUUAUGCUAUAUAAAUAACGCCGACUUAGCUUUUGAAAUGUUGAUACCAUCAAACAUUGUUACAGAUGAAUGAUGGUCCACUUUUUUCUUUCCUAUAUACUAUACUAUAGUAUACUAUACUAUACUAUAUACUUGCUUUGUCUGCAUAAGUUAGUACAUGCCGUCCUGUCAAAUGAAGUGAAGAAUGCAAUACUCGCAAUUUACGCCGCAAAAUACAAUGACAUGAAGAAGUCUAAUUUGAUUCGUGUCCGAUGAUUAGAGAGAGAACGAGAGAGAGAGAGCGCUUUGGUAGGGAGUCAUAGAGUAACAAUAAUAGAGAGCAAGCAUGGACCUCGAAAAAGCUGUUAUUAAUCAGAGAAAUACAAAGUAAUUUCCUGAUUGUUUCACAGCAGUUACAUUCAGCAGGUAUAGACACGCCCACCACCAGCCCCCCCCCCUAGCCUUUAUUAUUAUUUUGGUGACAGAUUUAUAGUAAAAAAGAUUAGUCUGAAUUGGUGUUUAUUCAUUGUCAUUUUUAAUUUUUUUUAGUCCAUAUCGCCCAUCCCUACAAACCACAAUGUUUUUAUACAGACUGGGGAAGAACAUUUACAUGAUUUUAAUCUAUGUACUGUAUAUUCAUGAAACAUUAGUUACAGAACAACUUUUAAUUUAAAAAAAAAUCUAUUUUAAACAUGUCAUUCUUAAAGAAAUGUGUUUCUAUUAUUAUAUCUAUUUUUUAAAUUAAAGUAAUUUAUCAUCAUGUGAGUUAGAACUGAUGAACAAUAUUCUGUCCACUAUAAACUGAAUUAAAGAACAUUUUUUAA
Molecule: messenger RNA, 2892 nt
Organism: Larimichthys crocea (large yellow croaker)
Lineage: Eukaryota; Metazoa; Chordata; Actinopteri; Sciaenidae
Gene: cyp27c1
Product: cytochrome P450, family 27, subfamily C, polypeptide 1
Exons: 9
Coding region: 191-1816 (541 amino acids)
Biological process (GO): glucocorticoid biosynthetic process; C21-steroid hormone biosynthetic process; cellular response to peptide hormone stimulus
Cellular component (GO): mitochondrial inner membrane
Molecular function (GO): heme binding; iron ion binding; monooxygenase activity
Source: RefSeq, a predicted model, not a curated record